This is a messenger RNA of Bombyx mori (domestic silkworm), 1088 nucleotides long. RefSeq lists its product as uncharacterized. The transcript is spliced from 3 exons. The coding region runs from base 287 to 853 and encodes 188 amino acids. The record is from RefSeq and is a predicted model, not a curated record. NCBI's taxonomy places the organism in Eukaryota, Metazoa, Arthropoda, Insecta, Lepidoptera, Bombycidae.
UUACGACUCCAUAGAUUAACGCACGUGAAAAUAAAAAGUCCACGCGUCGUUCGUCCCGUAUACCCCGUCAGUCUACAUACAUAUCUACUCCGUUAUUUAGUCAUUCACAUUCCGAUAACAGCGUCCGUGGGUGUAGUUUCACAAUCUCGUAAGCUUCACAAUACAUUGUACGUAAUGAUAAUAUAUAUUGUAAACGUCGCUGAUACGCGAGUAGUGUGUUGUGUCGCUUCCUGUCGCUGUGACCGCUACUGCAGUGGUUACGCGUCACUAGUCACUAGUCCGCGGGAUGUGGUCGCGGCGGGGCCGGGCGCGCGCGGGCUGGCUGGCGGCGGCGCUGGCGGCGGUGCUGCUGUUGCACGCAGCACGGCGCCCGGCGCACCACGAGACAAUCGUCUAUCUGCCUGAUGCUUAUCCGGCGCACGUUGCACACCUUCUUGCUGACUUCUCCCACCGACAUCAUCAAGUGGACUGGGUGCUGGAGGAGGAGCAGAACAACUUGACGUGGUGGCGAUAUACAGUGCGGUACGAGUGCGGCGCCCGCUGCCAGGGCGGGGCCACAGUGCAGGCGGAGGCGGACUCGCCGGCGCGCGGCCACCACCUCGUGCACGAGCUGGACCGGCGCUGCGAGCCCCUGCUGCCGCUGCUGCCGUGGCCCACGUCAUGCGAGGUGACGGAGACGGUGCACCGCGUGCGGGGCGAGGGGGCGGGGGCGGCGCUGGAGCAGCGCAGCACGGCGCGGUGCGGGGCGCUGCGGACGCUAGCGGGCUCGUGCGCCGCCAGCCUGCGGGACGACGACGCCGCCAGGCUGGACGCGCUGCGCAGAGCUCUGCAACGACGCUCGCCGCACAACUGACGACUAGUGACGACGCACAGUGCCUACUAGUUCCUUUACAAGGUCCCCGUUCGAGGUCAAAUCUUGGACAUUAUGCCUAAUAAGUAAUCAAAAAGUGUUAUCGCUAUAUUUUACUAAAAAUAUAAUAAUAAUCUAAAGCGCUUAGAGAAGUGAAGUUGUCACAUAAUGACCCUCAAACACAAGUUAUUAAAUUACUAAUACAUGUACUGUUUAAUAAAUACAUAUUUUGCAAGAA